UAUUUUGUUAUUUGCCCGUCUUGGCAACCAGGUUUCCGCCCGCCUGCGCCUACGGAUGAUUACUCAGGCGGGCAGACGCACAUAUAUAUAACCAUGCUCAAGAUCAAUUUGCACCGUCACUCAGGUCCCCCCGAUUACCACCCACUAGUUCAUCACACUUGAGAUCCCAACAGACGUCGCUAUUAUGGUCAAUAAGGCCCUUUCGAGCAAUCCGCCCGCGGGGGAGUUCCACAUCACGACUCAUGCAUCAGACUGGCUUUGGGCAGUUUUUGCGAUUAUGCUGUUAUCCCUCCUCGUCAGCCUUUUCUGGACGGGCCUCGGCCGUCAUCGUAACAGGAUCCCGUACCAGAUUCCAAUCGUGGUUCUAACUGUCUCGACUAUCGCGUACUUUUCAAUGGCAUCGGACCUAGGUUUCGCCGUCAUCCUUAAUCAGCGCGGCACACGGCAGGUUUGGUAUGUGAGGUACAUACAGUGGUUCAUCAACGCACCUCUUAUCCUCCUCGGCUUGCUCAUAUUUACGAAUAUGACCGUUUCGGACAUCCUCACCACACUUUUCUUCUCGUGGGUUCUUAUCGUAGCCGGUCUGGUUGGAGCCCUCGUGUCUAGUCAGUACAAGUGGGGUUACUAUGCAUUCGGGCUGGCCGCGCUAUUCUACCUCUGGUACCGCCUUUUUGCACACUCGUUGCGAUAUCCCUUCCGCGUCGGCCAGAACGUACGUUCAGGCUACUGGGGUCUUGGGGCCUACGUCGCCUUCAUCUGGUCACUCUAUCCCAUCUGCUGGGGUCUCUCCGAAGGCUCUAACACGAUCUCACCCACAUCCGAAAUGGUGUUCUAUGGAAUUCUAGAUAUCAUUGCGGGGCCCUUGUUCUUAUUGUUUUACAUCUUACGAGUGUCAACCCUGCAAGCUGCUGACCUUGGGGCUGCAAGUCUGGCUGCCGCGGAUAGGGGAGAGGUCGAACCCAAGGGUCCGGCUCCCGGUACCGCACCUCCCGCGUCUGGAGCUCCCCAGGCCCCAGUGAGUGGGGGCACGUAGAUGCGGGGCGUACGUGAGGCUGUAUGUCCUCGGUGUGUAGAAGUUUGUUUUGUUGGAAUGGUUAUGUUUCGUUUAAUGUCACAAUUAUCUUC
Messenger RNA from Pisolithus orientalis, 1125 nucleotides. RefSeq lists its product as uncharacterized. Gene Ontology annotation, cellular component: endoplasmic reticulum; plasma membrane. The coding region runs from base 185 to 1033 and encodes 282 amino acids. The transcript has 3 exons. The record is from RefSeq and is a predicted model, not a curated record. NCBI's taxonomy places the organism in Eukaryota, Fungi, Basidiomycota, Agaricomycetes, Boletales, Pisolithaceae.